AUGAUCAACCCCUCGAAUCUAUUCACGUUCCAAUUUCAAGCAGUAGAACAUCAAUCGCAGACCCCUCAAGAGUUUUUUUUAAGUUUGACACACAGCCAGUUCGACCCAGAUAAUAAUAUCAAGAAAUUUACAAAAGAAAUUCUUUCUGCCUUUGCAACUUCUGCAAGGGUAGGUGCUGCGCAUAGGGAAAUUGGUAUAUCCUUCGAAAGAUUCCUUUAUGGUAUACUACUAUCGUUGGGUUACCUCGUCUUUCAAACACUUUUAUUUUUGCUACUCCGUAUUAUCUUCAAGCGUCUCUAUCAAGGAAAGAGGGUCUUAAAUCCUGAAGGAUUUAAAAGUAACUGGCUUAAGACCAUAAUUACCGCGGACAUUGAAUCUUACAAAGAAAGCUGUGGAUUGGAUGCUUAUUUAAUGUUGAGAUUUUUAAAAUUCCUUGCUUUUUUCUCCUUUACAACUUCGAUAGUCAAUUUGCCUGUUCUGUUACCAAUCCACUAUAUUUCCGGUUCGGAUUCAACAUCACUAGAUCGAUUGAAUAUGUCGAAUAUAGAUUCCAAAGUUAUGGUUAUUCAUUUGAUCAUGUGCAUUUUUCUUGUUAGCUGGUUUUUUGCUUUGCUACACAGUGAGCUAAAAAUCACUACUAGUUGCAUCAAAAAAGAGAUAAAUAAAGGGAGAUAUCAACACAUUUUAUUUCUAGAUAACGUGAUUCUUAACAAAAGGGAGUUAAUUGAGAAGUUUCAAAUAAUGGGAAACAUUGAAGGAGUGUGUUACAUUCCUAAAGAUUACAAAAAGAUCUAUCUUAUUUGGAAGAAAAUGCGUCAUUUAGAACACCAACUAGAAAAAAUAACUUUGGAGGUGUACCUUGAACAGUUCUUUUCUGAAAGGAUGAAAGAUAUCAGCGGUAGUAAUAAAUUUAACAACAUUUUCAAAUCAACAAACCGGAAGCUAAAAUUUAACUUUAAUAAGUAUGUGUUCCAGAUGAAAACUUUAGUUGAUCGCUCAAAGUGGAGAUUUUUUAGAAUACACGGCGCCAAUAAAGGAUCGAUAUAUAGAUUGCCGUUAUCUUUCAGGUUUAAAAAAAGGUCUUUCUUAAAGGAUAGGAUGGAACUGCUACCAAAAAAAAUAGAAGAAUACCACAAAGUUGUUAAAGAACUAAUUAAAAGACGAGAAUAUUUGGAAAAGAAGAACAACCCUAAUUUUGUCUCUUCAAGAUACUUUUAUAAUAAAGCGUUUAUUGAGUUUGACUCCGCCAUAACAUGUCAUCUCUUCGCUCAAUUACUAAACAAUAACCAGAAUGAUGUCAAACUAGUUGUGGGUCCCGAUCCACAGGACAUUAUCUGGUCGAACGUUUCUGCAGAAUCCACCAUACUGAAAUGGAUAAGAGGAGGUAUCGCCAGAAUUUUUGGCGUCCUUAUUAUUGUUGGUUGGAUUAUACCAGUAGGGUUGAUUGGGCUGCUGUCCCAAAUUCCGUAUUUGGCAUAUCUGAUACUGAUCCCCAACAGCUCUGAAUUUCGCUCAGAGGUUGUUUAUAACUUGGUUAUCAUAAUAUUCCCAGUUGUUUCAUUGAUUUUUUUGACAGAGUGUGCUCCUUAUAUAUUCCGCCUUCUCAGCUAUUUAAAGGGCUGCAGAACAGGUUCCGAGAUCGAGGUAGAUACUCAGAAAUGGUUUUUUGCCUUUCUCUUUGUGCAUUUAUUCCUUGUGGUUACAAUUUCCUCUGGUGUAUCCUUUGUUAUUGAAAACUUAAUUAAUAAUCCUACCACAGUACCGUCCAUUCUUGCAGCCGAACUGCCAAAAAGCUCAAAUUUCUUUUGCUCUUUUAUUCUAAUGAGAGGAAUGGCAUAUUGUGGCGGUAACCUAAUCCGAAUUGGAGAACUCUUUAUUGAAGUUUUUUACUACAAACUAUGUCUCUACACACCACAUAAGAGAUUAGAGAGACUCCGAAAAUCGCUGUAUUUUCAGUGGGGUUCGGUGUACCCUAUUUUUUCUGUUCUAGGCUGUAUCACCGUUAUCUACAGUGUGAUUGCUCCGCUAAUUCUUCCCCUUGCAUGCGUUUCAUUUAUUUUGGUUUACUACUCCUUCAAGUACCUAUUUGAAUACCAGUAUUCUUAUAGCAACAGCUCUGAAACUUUUGGCAAGCUGUACCCACAAGCCCUAAUGCAACUUUACGCUGGCAUAUAUUUUUUAGAGGUUUGUUUAUUGGGGUUAUUCGUGGUUUCAAAUCAGUAUAUUGUUUCAAUAGCGAUGAUACUAUUGUUUGUUGUGACAAUAAUUACACAUGCCAAAUUUGCAAGCCUCUUUCUUUGUGGAUUUCAGCAAGUAGACUACACAUGCCAAAAGAGUGGGUUUGACUCAUCCAAAUUACCUUCAUUUCAACUGAAUUGCAAUGUAAUAUCGAAAUAUCAAUUACCGAUGGUAACUUUUGAUAGAAACAUCAAAAAAUUAUGGAUACCUUGUGAUAGCAAAGGGCUGGUCCAUUCCUUUCAAAUGCAGAUGCAGAAUCAGUUUGGUCUGAUAUUAGAUAUUGAUAGAUGUUUUAUCGAUGAUGAAGGUGACAUAUAUUUACAUAUUUGA
Huiozyma naganishii CBS 8797 is the source of this 2568-nucleotide messenger RNA. It is a transcript of the gene SPO75, whose product is annotated as Spo75p. Lineage: Eukaryota; Fungi; Ascomycota; Saccharomycetes; Saccharomycetales; Saccharomycetaceae. Bases 1 to 2568 code for a protein of 855 amino acids. Gene Ontology annotation, cellular component: plasma membrane. The transcript has a single exon. The record is from RefSeq and is a predicted model, not a curated record. Gene Ontology annotation, molecular function: calcium-activated cation channel activity.